AAGUCUCGCGAGAACAGUCGAGUUCCUUGUAUGCGCCAUUGACAGCGCAGAGUAGCGCCGCGCGGGUAACGACGGAGAAGUAACAGUGACAGUAACCGACCAUUUGCUGGUUAUUACCCCCGAGCCGCUGUGUUUCCAGAGCAGCAGCAGUAUGGCAGACGACCUAGACAUCGAGGCGAUGCUGGAGGCUCCAUACAGGAAGGAGGACACCAAGGCCCCGAGCCUCGACGGACAGGAGGAGCGCAGCAAGAGAAAGAAGCGAAGUCGCAGCCGCAGCCGCGACAGGAAGCACAGCAAGAGCCGCGACAGGAAGAGGAGCCGCAGCCGAGAGCGUAAACGCAGCCGUAGCCGAGACAGACGGAGGAGUCGCAGCCACAGCCGAGAGCGCCGCCACAGCCGCAGUCGAGAGAGGGGGGGGCGCUACAGAGACCACCACAAACACCGGCGGCGGUCCAGGAAUGAGGAGUUCUUCUCUGCUGUGGGGAAGGUGCGGGACGUGAGGAUGAUCUCUGACAGGAACUCCCGCAGGUCAAAGGGCAUAGCCUACAUUGAGUUUGUGGAGGCGAACUCAGUUCCUCUGGCCAUCGGACUGACAGGGCAAAGGCUGCUGGGAGUUCCCAUCAUCGUACAGGCCUCACAGGCAGAGAAGAACCGAGCAGCAGCUGCAGCCAACAACCUGCAGAAAGGAACGUCAGGACCAAUGAGACUGUACGUCGGCUCUCUGCACUUCAACAUCACAGAGGAGAUGCUGAGAGGAAUCUUUGAGCCAUUUGGACGGAUCGAGAGCAUCCAGCUGAUGAUGGACAGUGAGACUGGACGAUCUAAAGGCUACGGUUUCAUCACUUUUGCAGAUGCAGAGUGUGCUAAGAAAGCUCUGGAGCAGCUGAACGGCUUUGAGCUGGCCGGUCGGCCCAUGAAGGUUGGUCACGUGACGGAGCGGACCGAUGCCUCCACCGCCUCUUCUUUCCUCGACAGCGACGAGCUCGAACGCACCGGCAUUGACCUGGGAACCACCGGGAGACUGCAGCUCAUGGCCCGACUCGCUGAGGGUACAGGUCUACAGAUCCCUCCUGCUGCUCAGCAGGCUCUGCAGAUGAGCGGAGCCAUCGCUAUCGGAGCCAUGGCUGCCGUGUCAGCUGCUAUGAAUCCAGCUCUCAACAUCAACAUGAACUCUGCUGCUCUAAAUCUUCCCUCUCAGCCUCUCGCUACACACUGCUUCCAGCUGUCCAACAUGUUCAACCCCAACAGUGAGGAGACUCCUGGUUGGGAAGUUGACAUUCAGCAUGAUGUCAUAGAGGAGUGUAACAAGCAUGGAGGAGUCGUUCACAUCUACGUUGACAAAAACUCUCCUGAGGGAAACGUCUAUGUCAAGUGUCCGUCGAUCCCGGCUGCCAUGGCCGCCGUUAACGCCCUCCACGGAAGAUACUUUGCUGGUAAGAUGAUCACAGCGGCGUACGUCCCUCUGCCCACCUACCACAACCUGUUUCCUGAGUCCGUCACCACCACACAGCUGCUGGCCCCGCCCCCACGACGGUGACUCACCAAUGACACUGCCCUCUGAUUGGACACUGAACAUUAGAGCCCGCCCCUCUUUGGUAUCCUCCUCUCAUAUUGGUCGAACAGACAAUUCAGGUCUGGAAAUGCUGUUAGUUUUUGUUUUUUCUGCCCCGCCCCCUCUGAGUAUCGUCCAAUGAUUGAGCUCUGUGAGCUGUGAGGAGGCGGGCUGAUGAAGAUGAAGGUGGUGUUAGCUGAUUGGUUGAUUUGAAGCUGUUUGGUAUUUAAUGUUUUUCUAAUUGAGAUUUGAUUUUGUAAAAAAGUUGAUUAAAUUUUAUUUUGAAAUCA
Lates calcarifer (barramundi perch) is the source of this 1842-nucleotide messenger RNA. RefSeq names its product RNA-binding protein 39. Gene Ontology annotation, cellular component: nucleus. The coding region runs from base 152 to 1537 and encodes 461 amino acids. The transcript has 15 exons. Gene Ontology annotation, biological process: mRNA processing. NCBI's taxonomy places the organism in Eukaryota, Metazoa, Chordata, Actinopteri, Centropomidae. The record is from RefSeq and is a predicted model, not a curated record. Gene Ontology annotation, molecular function: RNA binding.